CUCUCCGGACAGCGUAGGCUUGCUUCAGUGUGUUGUAUCGACAAUGUACAAACGGAGCUCAGAUCAGUAAGCGGAAACGGAAACUGGAGCAACACAGACGGCGCUUGGCGCGUUUGUCCAAGCUGUUGGCGGCAACGGCACAAUUCAGCUAGUGCUGUCAGUGUCAGGCGUAUUCAGCGGACUGUCCGGCUAAAACUUCAGCAAAGUCGCGUUUUAGUCGCUAAUUCAUCUCGCAAACAUGACGAAGCUUACAGAGGGCGCGAUAGAGGCUCUAUCAAAUGGCGGUGGUGGCAGCGACGUAGUGCUUCAGGUGGCGAAUAUUCGCAAGAUUGACGGAGGAAAUGGUCCACCUCGCUAUCGAGUGAUGAUGAGUGAUGGGCGGCACACUCUGUCCUCUUUCAUGCUCUCAACUCAGCUAAAUUACAUGGCUGAUGAGAACAAACUGGUCCCAAACUGCAUCUGCCUACUGAAGAGGCAUGUGACGAAUACACUGAAGGAUGGACGACGGGUGGUAAUCAUUUUGGAAAUGGAUGUCCUGAAGCCCGCUGAAGAUGUAGCUGGAAGAAUAGGCGACCCCAUUCCUUACACUGAGGGUCAGGGUAAGGGCCCACAGGCAGCGCCAAACCCUGAACCCCGCCCUCCCCUGCAGCAGCAAAACAGGAAUGAGACAGUGAACAGAGGUUUCAGUAAAGACUUUGGGAAGAAGGCUCCAUCUGCCAUGCCCAGUACUCCAGGGGGAAGUUCCAAAGCAGUGCCCAUCGCCAGCCUCAACCCCUACCAGUCCAAGUGGACCAUCCGUGCACGUGUAACCAACAAGAGCAGCAUCCGCACAUGGAGCAACUCUCGUGGUGAUGGCAAACUCUUCUCCAUGGAGAUUGUGGAUGAGAGUGGAGAAAUCCGAGUGACUGGUUUCAACCAAGAGGUGGACAAGUACUUCAGCCUUAUUGAGGUUGGCAAGGUCUACUACAUCUCCAAGGGCUCCCUGAAGAUCGCCAACAAGCAGUACACCUCAGUGAAGAAUGACUAUGAGAUGACACUCAAUGGAGAGACCAGCAUUAUUCCCUGCGAGGACAGCUCUGAUGUUCCCAUGGUGCAGUGUGACUUCGUCUCAAUCGGUGAUCUGGGGAACAGAGAAAAAGAUGCUAUUAUUGAUGUGAUUGGAGUCUGUAAGGGUGUGGAUGAAGUGACCCGCCUCACCACUAAGACCAACAAAGAAGUGUCUAAGAGGACGCUCAGUCUGAUGGACAUGUCUGGGAAAGUGGUGACCGUCACACUGUGGGGAGAGGAAGCUGAAAAGUUUGAUGGCUCUGGACAGCCCAUUGUAGCAGUUAAGGGUGCAAAACUUUCUGACUUUGGAGGCCGGUCCCUCUCUGCAUCCUUCAGCAGCACUGUGAUGAUCAACCCAGACAUCCCUGAGGCAUAUAAGCUCAGAGGCUGGUAUGACAAGGAGGGUCACACCAUGGAAGGAGAGUCUCUGACAGAGAUGAAAGGUGGCAGUGGCGGUGGAAACACAAACUGGAAGACUCUAUCUGACGUUAAGACGGAGCACCUGGGACACGGAGACAAGGCGGACUACUACACCUGCAUUGCUACCAUAGUGUACCUGCGCAAGGAAAACUGCCUUUACCAGGCCUGUCCCAGCCAAGACUGCAACAAGAAAGUGGUUGACCAACAGAACGGCAUGUUCCGCUGUGAGAAGUGCGACAAAGAAUUCCCCAACUUCAAGUAUCGCCUUAUCCUUUCUGCCAACAUUGCAGAUUAUGGGGACAACCAGUGGGUGACUUGCUUCCAGGAGAGUGCAGAGGCCAUCCUGGGCCAGAAUGCAGCUUACCUGGGGCAGCUCAAGGACUCGAAUGAAGCUGCCUUUGACGAGGUCUUCCAGCAAGCCAACUUCAACACGUUUGUCUUCCGCAGCAGAGUGAAGUUAGAAACGUAUAACGAUGAAUCCAGGAUCAAGGCCACAGUGAUGGAGGUGAAGCCUGUUGACCACAAGGACUACAGCAAGAGGUUGAUCAUGAACAUAAGGAAAUUGGCGGCCCAGUAGGACCCUUGAGAUUUAUGUUGUGUGUUCUGGUUUCCUUUUGUCUCUGUACAGCCAUCAAACAGCUCUAAAUGUAAGAGAAAGUUGUUGUUUUUCUGUACUUAACUGUGAUUCUUCAGAGUACUUGUAACUGUCCAGCUUCCCCUUGAAAUAAUGUUUGGUGACCUGUUUUUUUGUUGUUGUUGUUUUUGAUGGUGGUGAACGUAACAGACAACUGUUUUUUGUUUCCUUUCUCUGUUAUUUGGGGAAGCAGAGCAGAGAGUGGGUCAGUAAGCCACAAAAGAAAUCAUUGCUGUGUCUGUCUUAAGUCGGCCAGUUGUUCCUGCAUGUGCUGCGGUCAUGUGGGGGCGGCGGCUGCUUUAAGCACAAGACCAGCACAGUACCCGGCGCUCUUUUCACUUUCAGAUGCACACUCAAAAUGGCUGGGCUGGACCUGCACACUCCUGAUAAGACCGUUUACUCUCCCACUCUUUUUUUUUUUUUUCCCCUCCGUCGCUCACAUACUUGCUAACAUAAGCACAUACACACAUGCACAGUGCAGACUUAACGGGAAAAGGAACUGCAUUCUAUUUAAGUAGUUACAAGGUGUUUGUCCAACUGCGUUCUGUAGUUGAGUUUUUUUUUUUUUGUGACAAUUAA
This is a messenger RNA of Acanthopagrus latus (yellowfin seabream), 2680 nucleotides long. It is a transcript of the gene rpa1, whose product is annotated as replication protein A1. NCBI's taxonomy places the organism in Eukaryota, Metazoa, Chordata, Actinopteri, Spariformes, Sparidae. Gene Ontology annotation, cellular component: nucleus; DNA replication factor A complex. Gene Ontology annotation, molecular function: damaged DNA binding; single-stranded telomeric DNA binding. The record is from RefSeq and is a predicted model, not a curated record. Gene Ontology annotation, biological process: double-strand break repair via homologous recombination; meiotic cell cycle; DNA replication. The transcript has 17 exons. The coding region runs from base 239 to 2044 and encodes 601 amino acids.